CAACACCAGGCAAAUGCCUGCGGUGUGUGGAGGGGGCUCAAGGUUAAUUAACAUCCGCGCGCUCAGAAGUUUCAAUAAUCAGUGUUGACAAUUGCGUUCCCCCCCCCACCCCCCAACCACCGCCUCUUUUCUCUGGCCCCGUUCCUUUCUUCUGAAAUUCCAGCUCCACCUCUUCCUCGCCUCUGCCAUCCUCUCCGUGGAUUUCGCGUCCGGGCUUUCCCGGGCUCCGGCCGCCGGGAGAGGGUUAGUGCACGGGAGCGCUCCGGAAGCGGCGGGCAUGCGCACUGGGGGCGGCGCACUGCGCAUGCGGGAAGAUGGCGGGCUUGGAGUCCUGAGAGCCGUGGGUCACCCUGUUCUCUCGUCGGCGUUGUAUCUCCCGAGAUCGUGGGGCAGUGGCGCGUUCGUUCGCGGGCCGGCCUAGGCAGCGGCGCCCCCGAGCAGGCCGCGGGCCCGGUUCGUGCUCGGCCCCCGGGACCCGGCGUAUUGGGGGCGGCACCCGGCCGGAGCGGGAGAAGGCGGGAGAGCUCGCGGGGUGCGAGGCGAGGGACGGCCGGCUGGGCAGCAUGAGUCAGCAGCGGCCGGCGCGGAAACUGCCCAGCCUGCUGGUGGACCCGGCGGAGGAGACGGUGCGCCGCCGGUGCCGCGACCCCAUCAAUGUGGAGGGCCUGCUGCCAUCAAAAAUAAGGAUUAAUUUAGAAGAUAAUGUACAGUAUGUGUCCAUGAGAAAAGCUCUAAAAGUGAAGAGACCUCGUUUUGAUGUAUCUCUGGUUUAUUUAACUCGAAAAUUUAUGGAUCUUGUCAGAUCUGCUCCUGGGGGUGUUCUCGACUUAAACAAGGUUGCCACAAAACUGGGAGUGCGCAAGCGAAGAGUGUAUGACAUCACCAAUGUUUUAGAUGGAAUCGAUCUGGUUGAGAAAAAGUCUAAGAACCAUAUUCGAUGGAUAGGAUCUGAUCUUAGCAAUUUUGGAGCAGUGCCCCAACAGAAGAAGCUGCAGGAGGAACUUUCUGACUUAUCAGCAAUGGAAGAUGCUUUGGAUGAGUUAAUUAAGGAUUGUGCUCAGCAGUUGUUUGAGUUAACAGAUGACAAAGAAAAUGAAAGACUAGCGUAUGUGACGUAUCAGGACAUUCAUAGCAUUCAAGCCUUCCACGAGCAGAUUGUUAUUGCAGUGAAAGCUCCGGCAGAAACCAGAUUGGAUGUUCCAGCUCCCAGAGAAAACUCUAUCACAGUACAUAUAAGGAGCACCAGAGGCCCCAUUGAUGUGUAUUUAUGUGAAGUGGAGCAGGGCCACUCAAGUAGUAAAGUGUCUGAAGGUGCAGGCACCUCUUCAUCUAAAAACAAACAUCCAGAACACCCUGAUAAAGAAGAAAAUCCUCCACAGCAAAGUGAAGAAUUGCUUGAAGUGAGCAACUGAUAGCAUUUGAGAAUUCACGUACUGAAUUCCUGGGGAGCAUCCCGUGUGGAUGAAUUAUGCAUCAAAUUUGAUUCUCAGAGCAAUAAAUCAUCCAUGAAACUCUCUGGUUCUGUCACAGCGUCAAGGCCAGUGGUGGCUUUGAGAAGUUCACUACUUCGAUUACUGGAUAAUUAUGGUUUCUGCAUUUGAAAACAACUCUUUUUAUAAUUACUCACUGCUUUUUGUCAGUGAAAUAGACAUCUUGCCUACUGAACUCACUUCAUCAUGAAGAGAAUCACGGAGACAGAGGUCAGGCCUGAAGUGGACAGUGCUUCGCGGACUCUGCCCUUUCCUUCAAGGAUCGUGUGUCAUUAUCACAAGAGAAAUUGCCUUACACAGGUUUACGUCUGCGGUUAGCUGUUAAACGUUCGAUGGGUGUACACAGGCAUCUGAAUGUGAUGUCUUUGUAUAUAUCUGUAUAAUGUUUAGAUUACUUAUGUAAUAUGUCUAAGUCAAACUUUUCACCCUUGUAUAGCCAAAAUAAUGUAUAUAUGGAAAGUAACAGACAAAUUCUCUAAUUUCUGUGGUAUCUAUAACUUAUUAGAAUCCUCUGAAUGGGGGUUAGAGGAAAGUUUUUUCCAAACUUCUACAUGUAGAAGUAUCAUAAAUAUGCUAUACAUUUAAAGUUCAUGGAUUUAAUUAAAGGAUUUCAAUAUGGUUCCCAGUGCUGAAAUUGAAAUCUGAUAUUCUUGAUUUCAAGCUCCCUACAGGGUUAUUGUGUCUGAGCCGACUGGUGGCGCGCCCUAAAGCUUUAGGGACAAGUAUAGAAAUACUAUCAGGUAAUGGCUUAAUUCAUUGCAAGACGUGAAUUUAAUCAUGAUGAAAAUUGGAAACUAUUUUAACCUUUUUGCAAGCAGAUUUUGUAAUACGUUUCUGUAUGCAGCCUUGCUUUUCAAUCAAAGGGGUUUGCUUUUGAUGAGUUAGUGGUACCCUGCCCUCUCUCCAGCUCUAGUCCCACAUUUCCAAGUACCUAGCUCUCUCUACCUCAUUGGGUAAGUCAUUUACCACUCUGUGCCUCAGUUUACUCGGUAGUUUACCAUUAGACUGUGAGCUCCUUGAGGGACUUUGUCUUAAUCAUUGUUAUACCCGGCGCCUUGCACCAUGCCUGGCACAUCAAAAGUGCUCAAUAAAUGUUUG
This is a messenger RNA of Zalophus californianus (California sea lion), 2588 nucleotides long. RefSeq names its product E2F transcription factor 6 (gene E2F6). The record is from RefSeq and is a predicted model, not a curated record. Gene Ontology annotation, molecular function: protein dimerization activity; RNA polymerase II cis-regulatory region sequence-specific DNA binding; DNA-binding transcription factor activity, RNA polymerase II-specific. Lineage: Eukaryota; Metazoa; Chordata; Mammalia; Carnivora; Otariidae. Gene Ontology annotation, biological process: regulation of transcription by RNA polymerase II. Bases 564 to 1412 code for a protein of 282 amino acids. Gene Ontology annotation, cellular component: RNA polymerase II transcription regulator complex. The transcript is spliced from 7 exons.